Messenger RNA from Suricata suricatta (meerkat), 4145 nucleotides. RefSeq names its product PDLIM1 interacting kinase 1 like (gene PDIK1L). Gene Ontology annotation, biological process: protein phosphorylation. The record is from RefSeq and is a predicted model, not a curated record. Gene Ontology annotation, molecular function: ATP binding; protein kinase activity. Bases 118 to 1179 code for a protein of 353 amino acids. The transcript has 4 exons. Lineage: Eukaryota; Metazoa; Chordata; Mammalia; Carnivora; Herpestidae.
CGGUCUCUGACUGGAGGCCGCCGCGGCUGAGGCGCGAGCUGCCCGAUAAUGGCGGCCUGCAGAGCCCGUGAGAGGGAGAAGCGGCGGCGGCUAUCCUGAGAAACUUUGACCUUGAAGAUGGUGAGUAGCCAGCCAAAGUACGAUCUAAUACGGGAGGUAGGCCGAGGCAGUUACGGUGUUGUGUAUGAAGCAGUCAUCAGAAAGACCUCUGCACGGGUGGCAGUGAAGAAGAUUCGAUGCCAUGCACCUGAGAAUGUUGAACUAGCCCUGCGUGAGUUCUGGGCCCUAAGCAGUAUCAAGAGCCAACAUCCAAAUGUGAUUCACUUGGAGGAAUGCAUCUUACAGAAAGAUGGGAUGGUGCAAAAAAUGUCCCACGGCUCUAAUUCUUCCCUUUAUUUACAGGUUUUCAACUUGUAUAAAAGAAAUCUACAAACUCAGCUUGUAGAGACUUCAUUAAAAGGAGAAAUUGCCUUUGAUCCCAGAAGCGCCUAUUACUUGUGGUUUGUGAUGGAUUUUUGUGACGGCGGAGAUAUGAAUGAGUAUCUGUUGUCCAGGAAACCCAAUCGUAAAACUAACACCAGCUUUAUGCUUCAGCUGAGCAGUGCUCUGGCUUUCUUGCAUAAAAACCAGAUCAUCCAUCGCGAUCUUAAGCCUGAUAACAUCCUGAUUUCUCAAAGCAGGUUGGAUACCAGUGACUUGGAACCCACACUGAAAGUGGCCGAUUUUGGUCUCAGUAAAGUUUGUUCAGCCUCUGGGCAGAACCCAGAAGAACCUGUCAGUGUAAACAAGUGUUUCCUUUCCACAGCUUGCGGAACAGAUUUCUACAUGGCACCUGAAGUGUGGGAGGGUCAUUACACAGCAAAAGCUGAUAUCUUCGCUCUGGGGAUUAUCAUCUGGGCAAUGCUGGAAAGAAUCACAUUCAUAGACACAGAGACGAAGAAGGAACUCUUAGGGAGUUAUGUAAAACAAGGAACUGAGAUUGUGCCGGUUGGAGAGGCGCUUCUGGAAAAUCCCAAAAUGGAACUUCUCAUUCCUGUGAAGAAAAAGUCUAUGAAUGGGCGAAUGAAACAACUGAUUAAGGAAAUGCUGGCUGCAAACCCUCAGGAUCGUCCAGAUGCUUUUGAACUAGAACUCAGAUUAGUACAAAUUGCAUUUAAAGAUAGCAGCUGGGAAACGUGACACACGUAUUGUUUGCAAAUAUCUUGGAUGGUAUGCUGCUUGUGUUUUCACAGUGAUGCAACAACGUAAUGUGGCUGAAAAAGGAUAUAAAAAGCUAAACUCCACCUUCUAAGGGUUUAGAUUUUAUUGUGGGGUGUUUUUUUUCCUCGUUUUUCUUAAGUCCAAGCUGGCCAUUCUGUUAGUAUGUUUUAAAUGUGUAUUACCAAUGUGGGUGUACAUUUUUUAAAAUGAUCAUUGGAAGUUUGGCAGGAAAAUUCUCUAAGAGCCAAGAAGAGAAGAAAGUCCGGUUUUAUGGAAAUAAGUCUCUUAAGUAUUUUAGACAUUCCUUGUCAGUAUUAGGAAUUUCCAUGGAAGAAGAGGUUUGCAUGCUGGCAAUGCAACCUUUGAAGCUUUGUAAAGGAAACAUAUAUGUAUAUAUUUAUGUAUAUGUAAGUUUGUGAAUGUGUGCAUUUGCAUUCCAUAUGAAGAAAAUGCCACUUCUGUUUAAAUUAUUUGAUGUAGGUUUGGAUUUUUGGGAUUUGCUGGUGAAAUCAGUGAUGAAAAAUAAAAGAACCUUCCCUCCUCUUCCUACCCUGUCCCUCCCUCUAAUGGAAUCAUACUACAUUUUUUAUUUUUGUAAUAUUAUACAGCUUUUAUUUUUAAGGCAUCAUUUUGGAGGGUCUAAAAUUACCUGAUUAAAUGUAAAAUUAAGUGAUCCAAAGCUGCUGAAGUAUGUUUGAGCUCUCCAGUGCCCUAUAGCUGCACGAGUUGGACUGACCAUGCAAUCAUGUGGGAGCAGGUUGGCAAGUACCUUGGUUCAGUCACCUUCUUUAAGUAACCAAGCAUUCAACUAACCAAUUAAACCACUGCACUGGAACAUGUCUGCACUUGAGCAUCUGCAAUCUGAUAUAAAUCUGAACACAGGAUUCCUCUGUUUCUGAAAACUUUGCUAUAUAUGAACUGUCCUACUUGAUAUAUUAAUUUUUGAUUUCAAGACUUUGUCUAAGCUUCAGCAUAAAGUUGAAGAAAUCAAAAGAAAUCUACCCUCACAUCACCUGCCCUGAUAUGGCCUCUUGUUUAAUCACUGGAAUUCCUUUCAUUUUGGCACUAAUGCUAUUUUCUCUGGUCUAAUUUAACACCGUAAUGAUAGUGAUAUGGUUGUGUUAAAUGUUGAUCACCUUUUUCUAAAAUGGGAGAGGAUACCUAUACAGUGUGACAAAUGGAUAAAAUAUUGUGGCAUCAAUUAUAUCUUUCGAGUAGAAAUGUUACUGAUUUUAUACAAUCACUUGGUAUGGUCUAUGUAAAAAACCAAUAGACUGUUACUCUUCUUGAAGUUAGUUUGAUUUUUAACCCUGUAUGGUUGUCUCCAGUUUGUUUUCCUAUACAUGCAGAUAAUAAAAAUCUAAGGAAAGUCUUCCUAAAACAGAAUAUUAGCCUUUAAGGUUAGAGGACUUUAAGACCAUUGUCUCUAGGUUAGUCUUUAUAAAGCACUAGAAUCUUUGGUCAAAGUAAAAAGAAAAAAGGCAUUAGAAUACUGAAAUCGUUAAUAGUUUGCAUAGUCUCCUCAGCUUUUGUUUUUCUGAGGUUUUUUUUUUUCUUUAAUUGAAGCAUAAUUGGCACUCAAUGUGUCUCCUCAGCUUUUCUGAACUUCCACAAUUUUUAGAAUUUUGCUAUCAUAAUUGUUUCCUUAUUUAUAAUGUAUUUGGGGACUAGAGAAGGUGAAGAAGCACAAAAAAUUAGAGUAUGUAAAAUUUCUGAACUAUGUGUUACUUGAUCUGGAAGCUUAAAAUUUGGACCGAAAGUCUUUAUUGAAAUAAAGCCUUUUAUUUUUUGUUAAUAAAUUUUUUUAAAUAAAAAAAUCAUACUUUUAACAUCAUUUUCAAGCCAAUAAAUACGAGAAACUUUUUGGAAAGUAGAGGUGGAAAUACACUGCAACCUCAUGAUCAUUGACCCUCUGGAUCACUAAUUACUGUGACAGAUCUGGCCAAGGGGACUGAGUUACUGCAAAUGAAAAGCAGGCUAGUGUCGCAUCAGUAAAGUGGCACUUCAGCAGACAUUCACAAUGAUUCAGCUGAUUGCAGCCCGGUCUCCAGUUAGUCCUCAGAUACCAAGGUGCUGGGAGUCAAGGUUCCCAAGUACCUAGUUUUUGGUCUUGCUUCAUUUAAAAUAGCUAACAAUUAUUUAUUUUGAAAGAUUUCACCUGUGAAGUGGAAUUCUUUCUUUCAUGGGUGGCAAAGGUAUGAGGUGAUCAGGAGGUUUCUUCUGGAAUUUUCUCAAGUCCUUGUAUUCUAAAAUAGCCUAUGAUACCAAGAAAAAUGAUAGUAACUUCUUCGUCUUUAUUUGUUCUUUUGGUCAGAAGGUAUUUAUUAAGUACCUACUGUGAGCUCAGCACUAAAGGUCGGUUGAUAAAAUGACAGUUUAAAAAUGGCAUAUAGCCACAGCCUUUUCCAGCCAGGAGUAAGAAAUAAAAGGUUAGCGAUACUUGGGAAUCCCUGGAUAUUUGCUAGAGGAAAGCAAAAGCAAGAAUUUGUGCACAGUGCCUUGCCCAUAAUAGGUACUCAAUAAACAAUUAUUCCUCAGAGUCUCUUGCCAUGGUUUAUAGUGUUUUAUGAAAUUUGUCUUAAUUGAAAAAAGACCAAAUAUUUCAAAUAAGCUCAUCGGCAGCUGUGGCCAGUUAAAAUAUAGGGUUGUACAGUUAGUUCCUAGAAUGUUCUUUUGCACUAGUUGUCACUUAGAAAGAUGGGGUUCCUGUAGAUUUUUGGUGCUAAGGGAUACUUUGUCAUUAUGAUGAAGUAAGUGUUAAGUGUCAGAUAAAUAGCACACUGAAUAGUUCUUUCUGCUGGUCUGUUUUUUCCUCUUUGUUGUUGUGUUGUUUUUAACUGUAAAAUGUUUAUCAAUCAAACUAUUGUAGCAGCUACAAAAUAAUUCACCAGCAUGACAAAAUGGUCAAAAAAAAAAGUCAUCAGCACUUCAAAACUGAAAGCAAC